Molecule: messenger RNA, 1035 nt
Organism: Arabis nemorensis
Lineage: Eukaryota; Viridiplantae; Streptophyta; Magnoliopsida; Brassicales; Brassicaceae
Source: the annotation of a GenBank genome assembly
AUGUACCUAGAACAGACACUAGAGGGAGCCGUGAAAGCCAAGUGCGACACGUACUCACUCGGGUCACAGUUUGAUUCGAAGGGAGCGUGGGAGGACUGCAUGGAUCUGCACGACCAGACCAUCUACAGGCUCAACCAGUUCGUCUUGUCGUGUCUAACAAACGCGUGCUCUGGAUCGGACGUGCAGACUUGGCUAAGCAUGACGUUGACCAACCUGGACACGUGUCGGGAAGGGAUGUCAGAGCUCGGUGUCUCAUCUGAGUCCUUACAAUCAGUGUUAGCUAACAUAACCAUAGAUGUCAUCAACGCCUUGGCCAUUAUCAAGGGGAUGAAACAGAAGAUGAAAAUAAAUGAGAACGAGUUUGGGGUAUUAAAACAAGGAGCAAUGGAAUCGCCGUCGACUAAUGGUGAAAGGGUGGAUGUAGUGGUGGCUCAAGAUGGUUCAGGCGACUACAAGACGAUCCAAGAAGCGAUUGAUGGUGCAGGAAUCGAAGCCGGAGAUAAGACCAUAAUCACCGGAGACAGAAGCAACGACACCGGAUUUAGGACUUUCGAUUCCACCACAUUUGUGGCUAAGGGGGAUGGCUUGGUGUUGCGAGAGAUGACGAUAAGCAACACGGCAGGACCAGAGAAAAAAUUAGCGGUGGCUCUACGUAUGGAUUUGGACGCGUCAGCGUUUCACGGAAUCAGUAUUGAGGGCUUUCAGGAUACGCUCUACGUCUACGCUAACCGUCAGUUUUUCAAGGAGUGCCAUAUAUACGGAACGGUGGAUUUUAUCUGCGGUGACGCAGCCAUCGUCUUCCAGGACUGUCAGAUACUCGCACAGAGACCGCCCGGCGGAGUCAACACCAUAACGGUACAGAGCCGGGUCAGCAAGAAUCAUACGGGUGGGAUCGUGAUACACAACUCAGUGGUGAAAGGAGAUCCGAAGGUACGGCUCGGAGGCAUGAAAACGUAUCUGGGUCGUCCGUGGAAACGGUACGCACGGACGGUGGUGAUGAGGACGCAGCUUGGUCAAUUGAUCGAACCCAAAUGA